CUCACCCCUACAUUUACUUGUGAUAUGUAUGAUUCGAAACCAAAAAGCAUCUCUACAACACUUGCAAAAAUUUGGAUCCAUUUGACAAUUAUAAAGAAAGAAUAUACUAUAAGACUAGUAUCUUAAAAACAACAGAGUGCAGUUUUUGAUCUCGAGCGUCCACGUCAGCUUUCUUCACCGCCACACGAUCUAUCUACCACCUCCAUUCCCUCCAUAAAUUGAUAGAAAUACCAACCACCAUAAGAGCUAACCCGUCCGUCAAAGUGUCAAACACCUUCUCUCUUUCCGUUCAACUCCGACUGUAUUACCAUGGCUCCACCGCCGUCCCCCACCAGUCUCCAGAUCGAAUCUGUCGUAUUUCCACCAUUCGUCAAGCCUCCUGGUGCAACCACCACUCUGUUCCUCGCCGGCGCAGGUGUGAGAGGUAUGGAAAUCGAAGGUAACUUCGUGAAGUUCACGGGGAUUGGUGUGUAUCUGGAGGAUAAAGCUAUUCCGUCACUCGCCGUUAAGUGGAAGGGAAAAACUGCUGCUGAGUUGACAGAUUCCGUUGAGUUCUUCAGAGACAUUGUUACUGGUCCCUUCGAGAAACUAACUCAAGUCACAAUGAUACUACCAUUAACCGGUAAACAAUACUCUGAAAAGGUCUCUGAAAUGUGCGUUGGUGUUUGGAAAUCAAACGGAACCUACACAGAUGCAGACGCCAUCACCAUUGAUAAGUUUCUAGAGGUUUUCAAGGACCAAAAUUUUCCACCAGACUCUUCUAUUCUCUUCACAACUUCUUCAAUCGGUUCACUUUCGAUCAGCUUCUCGAAAGAUGGCAGUAUACCUGAAGCUCCAAAUGUUGUGUUGGAGAAUGAGAAAUUGGGGCAAGCUGUAAUUGAGUCGGUGAUCGGAAGGUAUGGUGUUUCUCCUGCAACUAAACAAAGUUUGGCGUCAAGACUCUCGGAUUUCAUGGAACAAAUUGAGGGGAAAGCAACUGAAACUGAAAGUAUUGAAUUAGGAAAGAAUGGUUUGUGAAGGGUAUAAUUGGACUUUUAAUAAUAAUGGUGCAGCAAGGAUAAAAUGUAUGUGUUGAUUAACUACGCACGUGAUCUUAAAAUAAAAGUUCAAUGACCUUUUAAUUUUACUUUUGAAUGGGAUUUAAACGUAAACUAGGAUUUUUUGUAUCAAUCUAUUUUGUGAGUUGAAUUUUGACAAUUAUAUUGAUAAAACUUGGGAGCAUUUUGAUUUGUUGGUAGAAAAAUGUACAAGGUUUGUACCAUUGACUAACUCCAAUUUAUACCGUUGAAUGGAAACCUAUUAUAUGUGAUCGA
Molecule: messenger RNA, 1313 nt
Organism: Lactuca saligna
Lineage: Eukaryota; Viridiplantae; Streptophyta; Magnoliopsida; Asterales; Asteraceae
Source: the annotation of a GenBank genome assembly